Argiope bruennichi is the source of this 1096-nucleotide messenger RNA. RefSeq lists its product as uncharacterized. The transcript has a single exon. Lineage: Eukaryota; Metazoa; Arthropoda; Arachnida; Araneae; Araneidae. Bases 69 to 977 code for a protein of 302 amino acids. The record is from RefSeq and is a predicted model, not a curated record.
CAGAAACUGAACUAACGACUUCAACAUCUUAUAUAAGAACCUGAAAGCAGUAUUCUUCUCACACUACAAUGUAUACAUGUCACUGUAGUGGAGAUUUCAGCUCUAAGAGCAAAGAUCUUCGCCAUAUAAAGUUGGCUGGAUCAUGUAAAAUAAAUUCAUAUUGCCCAGCUUUCAUAUCUGUAAAAAGUUGUAAAGAGUCAGGCCAGUUGCAUGUGAAAUAUUUUCCUACGUAUGUAGGACACAUAUUUGAAAUAAAACAUUUUCGGUUGUGUGAAAGAGAAAAGGAGAAGAUAGCUGGUCAAUUGAUUACAGGAGUCCGAAUUUCAAAUAUUUUAAAUAAUAUUGCAGGCAUAUCUUCUCCAACUAAGCAUUUGGCAGUAACAACUGCUCAGGAUAUUAGAAACAUUGUAAAAAAGUAUCAAAUAAAUGGAGACACCAUUAGAAAUGAAAAUGAUGUUCUCUCUGAUGAAGCAUGGAUAUAUGAAAUGUUAGUAUUGGAUCAGAAUCCAAUAUUAAUGUAUAAAUUACCAGGUGAAGGCAGUUCUGAAUUUCCUGAUUUAGAAAAAGAGGAUUUUAUUUUGGGCUUUAUGAAUGAAGCCCUGGAGGAAUUGUUUAAAAUAUAUGGAAAUGAAGUGUUGUGCAUUGACUCUACUCAUGGUACAAAUAAAUACAACAUUCAACUGACCAGUCUGCUAAUUAAAGAUGAUAAUUGGGAAGGCUUUCUUGUUGCUUUUUUGUGGAAUAACAGGCAACAUGAAACAAUUUUUAAAUAUUUUUUUCAAAAAGUAAAAGCUUGGGUUUUAGACAUAAAAGUUAAUGCUUUUAUGUCUGAUGAUUAUAAAGCCUUCUAUAAUACUUGGUGUUCUAUUUUUAGUAAACCAAACUUCUAUGCUUUAUGUGACUGGCAUGUAAAAAGAGCACUAAAGAAAAGUUUAACAUCUGGAGCAACUAAAAUAGUAAAUGAAAAAAAUCCCUGAAAUUUCAAAUAGAUUAUAUGAGCUGAUUAACGAAACUGAAGAAGCCACAUUCAAAACUUUAUUAAAUAUAUUUAUAUCUAAAAUUUUUUCAGAUGCCGACACAUAUAAUUUUGGUUGUU